AUGCAUCCAGAUCUUUCCAGCUUACUGCGCGCUCUCCAAUUGCAGAAAGGCGCCCAGCGCAAGGUGCCACGAAAACAGCUCGCCGCGUGCGUCACAGUGUUAUUCCCCGAUCCCGCUAACUGCCAAUCUUCUGGUCAGCCCAGACAUGAGCCUCGCAAUAGCUCAAGCCGCUAUGUUUCUCCGGGUUGGCAAGACGCACUUGCCCUGUUGGAGCUAUCUCGCUACUCUGUCUCACCACGUACGCAAGAAAAGGUGCCAGAGUCACAUCCCUCUGCUAAUACAGUCGAAACUGAAAUAGCAGAGACGAUACUUAACCUCGGGCGGUUUCCCAUCCAUUCUGGUGGCUGGACAAUUGCGCUCUCCGUGCUGGAAAGAUGGCGACAGCUCCAAGGACCUGCGCACAGCAGGUCUUUUCCAAGUUCGCUAUCCGUUGCUGCAGCUGCCAAUCUUGCCUACUUGCUUAGUUUUAUCAAGUCAGCUGGGGAAGAGGGGGCCUCUCCCUCGUGGCAAGAAGUUCUGGGCCUGUACCAACAUGCCGUGCAGCACACCCUCAACACCGCGACUGACUCCCGCACCGAUCCCUCCCUGCUUCGACGGAUGCGACACACUGCAUCGUCCGCACUUCUGCACAAUGGGGAGUGGCUGAGGGCGCUGCACCUCUUCACGCACUCCCUCUACCAACGUGACGCGCCCGAUUGCGUGUCGACCGGCCACCUGAUUCAACACCUCGGCAGGAUGCAGCAAUGGGAGGCAGCGUUUCAGGUAUACAAUCUGUGCGUCGCGCUACUGCAGCGCGAGCGAGCGACCCCAAGGUGUAGGCGGUCGGUUGAGCUUCAACAGAAACUGGCUAAACAAUGGGGAACCACCCUCUCAAUGGCCAUGACUGCGGUAAGUAAAGAGGGCCAUCAGCCACACCUGUUGACGUCGAUGCUGGAGGCCUUGUUGCGUGCGUCGGAAAAGCUGCCACCUCCUUCCUCCUCUGGGUCUGCCUCCUCCACGCCGUUGGUACAGCUGGACGGCAACUUUUUGGACGCGGUACAGUCAGUGGAGAGUAAAACGGAGAGAGUUGAGAUCCUGGAAAAGGCUCGGCAGGCGAAUCUUUUAGACUACUACAAGCUUAUACGUGGCCUGACAUCUAAAGGUAAGUUAGAUGAGGCGAUGGCUGUGUUCAAAGAAGCCAUACAGAGCGAUCCACCUAGUCUCUCUCGUCGCGAAAUAGGUUUGAGUCGUCUUCACUUACUCCACAUCAGCCCUCCUGAACGUGUUGAAGCAACGGUUGCGGCGUUACACCAAGUAGCCAGUUGGCGGAGAAGCUCUGAGCUUCUUUUAAACGACUCGGAGGUGGAGUGCGUCCUGGCGAAGGCACUCAAGAUAACCACAUCGCCUCCUCUACCGUCCUUGCCUGCCUCCUCCACAUCCACGUCCGCAAAGGAGUUUCGUGCCUCAAGUUUUUGGAUGUACUGUUUACAAAUUCUAGAGAAAAACUAUCCAGAUUUCUGGCAUGUCGGCGCCAAGGCCUCUCGUAAACCGACAUUGGCGUCGCUUUCCUUUCUAUUACGGAACGCGAGCCUUCCAUGGCAAAUAGCGCUGCUUAUCGUCAAUAAGCAAAGAGACCUUCCUGAGGAGAGCCCAUCUGCAGCACCGCAAAAGCAGUGGGACACACCCUUCCCAUCGACCACCAUCGCAAGCUGCGCCGCUGACGAAACGCAAUCGGUGCCAACGAGGGUCCUUCUCCUCAAUGCUGCGGCGCAGCUGUUGUAUGAUCAAGGGCAAUCGUCAAGAGCUGACGAACUUUCUUUGAGCGUCAUCCGAGACUUCCAGGUAUCUCCAUCCGCUACAUUCUUGAUGCGGUGCUCGUGGUCUAUGUUGGCGCAAGUCCUCUUUCAAGGAGACGUGAGUGUGGACUCACGCGUGCUUUUUCAUAUUCUACAUGAUCAUCGUUCUAAUAAUAGCCAAGAUCCAAGUUAUUCGCUCCGCCCGUUUGUCAUUGUGUCACUCCCCAUGGACGCGCAUGCUAACGACGCUAGAGGAAGCUGGCUGCCUGAUAGAGUCUUGGCUCACAUUAAUGGUGAUGUAGACUUUAAACAGUUGUUGUCGAAAUCCGAGCGGCACGCUUCAGAUGCCUCUAGCACAACUCUACACAAGCAACCCUCACACCGAUCGUAUCUGACGUGCGUUCCCGGAUCGAUCCAUGUGGAAGUACUUAGGAGGCUUGCUGAGCCGGUGCCGUGGGCUGAUGAGGAGCUCCGUUGGGAGCUUGUGGUGUCGUACCUCGAUCGUCUCGCUCCGCCACUACCGCCACCUGCUGCAGAGGACACGGGUGAUUCAGAAUCCCGUGAAAAGAUACACGAAAGGUAUUACUGCGCAGUAUAUGAAGCAAUCCUGACCUUACUGCGGCUUCUACCAGACCUGCCUUUCACAGCUCCAUCCAAGACUGACGCUUUGCUCUCGGCCAACCUCGUGUGUGGAGAUCCUGACCACUCCCCGCUGGUAUUACCGUCAGUGCAAGAGAAAAUACGUCUCCUGCAGCAGCUGAUUGGGUGCGCAAUCACCCAACUGCAAUUCAUUCCCCCCGCGCAUAUGCUACUACCCAACCAAACAGAUCGACUGCUGCCGCGGCUUCCCGUGGCCGAGGGAAAAAGCGAGCGGGGGCUCGCGGAAUCCGUCGCGCGCUGCGCGGUUGCCGAGGCCCUCGUGCGGUCCAGUUGCGAGGUUUUGCAGGGGCGCGCGGCGGGGCCGGGCCACGGCCUGUCCUCCUUGGGGCCAGUGACCUUUCACCGCCUUCUGAAACUGUGCUGCCGCGUGGGGGAGUACCAGGCGGGGUGGGGACCGACGGAACAGCCCCGGGCGACAGGGGGCAUCAAGUGGCCAGGAGAUACGCCGUCCCUGGAGGCCUGCGCACAGCAACUGAUCCAAUGGCAAGGCGAGCGCUGUGGGAUCCACACCGUCAACCCCGGCAGCCUCCUCCUGCUGUAUAAGCUGUGUGCGAUUCGAGGUCAGCAAUGGGAGCGCGCCUUGCGGGUAACGAGGGACUUGCUUGACUUAGAGGAAAGGGCAGAUCGGGCGGAGGAAAAGAAAGAAGGUGGUGGUGUCUACCUUCCUGAGGGCUCCCUCUAUAAGCGAGUUAAUCGUGAGCCCACUCAUCGCGGGAAGCGCGUCGUGCAGGCAAGGCAUUAUCAGCUGUAUCAAAGUCUUUUCGGUUGGGAACACGGUCUGCAGUUGUGGUUUGAUCACUUUCCGAAUGAAGUCAUGCAACGUGUGAGUGAAAACCCUGAGGCGAUAAACUGGUGUUUUUCCGUCUCAGACGCCAGAAAGAAGUGAUUCAGGGAGCUGUUUUGGGGAACGAGGGGGGUAAUAGUUGUCUGUUGCAUAGUCUUAAUUCGCCCUUUCGUUACCACGCUUUCCCUCACCCCUGUUAAUAGGGCUGGUGUCUUCAAAAGAAUGGAAAAAUGAGUGAUGCUUUGUUGAGCAUCGUUAACGUUGUCUAUUAUAAGGUAUGUACAAAAGAUCACCCUUCUCGGAUGUGAAACUGAUUUUGCUAUACCCUCCCCCUUCAUCCAUUAUCAUCAUUAUACCUCUGUCCUCACUUUGUAUUGAAUCCAAAGUCAUCUACACAGUAAACACUUUCAAGAUUCUUCACAGAUAGACGUAAUAAAAAGAAGGUGAAACUCCUUGUUUCCAACCAGUUCGCUAAUCAGUCUAUCAGGUAAUUAAGACGAUAAAUUCGAUAGCUUUGCCAAAUAAUCAGCCUUUCGUUCUUUCGGAUUUUAUUCUAGUGCGCUGAUACACACGUUCUGCACUACACUAUAGUUGUAUGUUUGUCAUAAUGGCGACUUUCAGCAGCAUCGAGAUGGAAGAUUCUGAAAGGAAUGGUAUGCUUAUGAAUAAAUACCAUGGCUCCCAAUCGUCCCAUGGCACGAUCUUUAUCAAUUCUGAUUCAUCCUACGAUUGGGCUAAUAUGUUUAUACUACUGGGAAUUGCCCUUACUAUCUCGGUGAUCGUCUGUGGCGUCAUUCUCAUUGCCAGAUACAAGCAGAAGCUCAGGCGACGUAAUACGGAACGCUGUCUAAGUCUUGCAAGUGAGUCUAAUAUGAUGUCUAGAGAUGGGUAUGACUCCAAUAGGAUAGAAUCUACUAACGCCAAUCACAUUCCACAUCCAGGAAACGAAACCUCUUUUGUUAGUGACACCCUCACAUCCCAGGUCACGAUGCCUUACAGGAAUGAUAAUACUAAAAAUACAGUUGUAAACGUGCCCCAUGCGGUAAGGAAUCCCCAUCUAAACGUGCUACAGAGGUUUGCAACUCAAAAUGAAAACUGUCCUGUUCCCGAACAUCAAGGAUAUCCCCACCCCAACGCCCGCGAGGAAUACAAGUUGAAAGAUCAGAAGCGUCUCUCAUGUGCGUAACAGAACGUCUUAGACGUGACGAAUUCUGUAAAUUUCUUAUGCCAAAAUCAUGUUUCACCCUCUAGCUUGAAAGGAAAUGUAUAAAUAAUGGUAUAAAUUCUAAUUUAUCUAACUAUUGUCUUACUGAAAUGUUUCUAUGUUGUGGAGUUACCAUAAGGUUGAAAUUUCAGCUGUCUUUUUGAUGUUUGUAAAAGUCUUAUUAACGAAUGUAUCAUUCCAUCACUGAUGUUGUUUUAUUGAUUUAUAUAUUCAUAUUAUCUUGAUUGGAUAUUUUUUCUGAGUUGUGAGUCACGCCUUACAUUAUUUCCAGAUUUUACUCACUUAUGUGCAUAAAUCCCUUUUCUUUAUUGAAUCAAAUUAAGAAAGUGUCAUUUUUUUUGUUUCCCGACUUGGAUAUGUUUAAUUCAGUUUAAUGAAGUUGUUUACAUUGAAAUCUAUAAAACGCAGUCAUUCGAAUGUUUUCCCAUCGGCUCACAGUUUGAAUGUUAAAAUGAUUCAGAAAAUCCUUAGAGCUAGUGUUUUCUACGCUAAAUAUCUAAGCCCACUAGUUUCAUUUCAUACUUAUGAGUUGCAUUGCGUUCUUUCAUGUAUGUACUUUUGCUUAAAUUAACUAAUACCAUUUUCUAUUGUUUGAUCGUGUUUUAUUCGAUUGAAAAUUUUAAACUCUUUCCUAUGAGGCAUUCCUUUAUCAUCUCCCCUUAAUAUCUGAGGGGUGAAUCUUAACACCUUUGGCUGCUGGAGCUACCUUCUUUUCACCGCUCAUUCCUUACAUUAUUACUAUGCAUUAUUUAGUGAUUAAAAACAGCCUCACAUAGUAAAAUGCAACGCAAAGGGCCAGAAUCAAAAUUCAUCUGAUGUGCUCGAUACAUUUCGUGGCUAGCCUCGCCCUCCACAUGAUCAUUGCGUGAUGGAGUGGACCUUUCUGUGGUCAAUCAAUACAUGAUAUGUAGAGGUGGGAUCUCUAAUAUUAUGAUUAUCUCCUUUCAGCUUUAGUCACGGCCUUAAUGGCAAGUGUUGCUGUUCUCAUUUAUUAUACGUCCCUUUUGCCGUAACACAGCACGCUAAGUAAAGGUAUGUGUGGUGAAAUUUUUCCCUCGUAAUGGGAAGUGGAAUGGACAGGUUCUGUACAUCCGACACAACAUAAAACUAGUUCUGUCUUUCUCCCAUAUACAGGGGGAGGUAAAAAAAAACUUCAAUCGGAAAUGCAAAGCACGAGUCAAGACCGCAGCGGCGGCAGAGCGUGAUGUACUUGAGGCGACUCAUCCACUCUCUAACGGGAAUGACGAAUUACCGGUGUGGUCCUACUCUGCCUGCGCAGUUUUGCAUCUAUAGUAAUAAAUCCUUGCGCCUUUCAAAUGCCAUACUGAUACGCUGCAAUGUGUAUAAUCGUGUCUUGCCCUAUGCUUUAUUAUCAUGAGUAGCCAUGUGUACUGUCAGUUACCUCUUAUUUUCUCCAUCAAAAUGGGUGAUUUUUUCCCCUUUACUCAAUUUCCUUACUUUUUUAUUAAUGCCCUUCAGCGGCUUUACGCACACAUUAGAGAAGCGCUAAACUGUUUCAUGUAUAUAAACCGAUUUCCUCCCCUACUCUAGUCUGCAGCUUACUAAAAUGUGAAUUUUUUGUUAGUUUAUUCCUUUCAGAAAGUCGCUUCGAUGGAUAUUAAUGUGUGUUUUUGUACGAUAGCAUCAUUUGUUCCGUCACGUUAUCUUUUGCAUCGUUAUGACUUGCUCAAGAAGGGAGCGGCUUCGGAUUUUUGCUCCGCUUUUUUAUUUACUUACUGUUUGUGCAGUCAUCACAAUAUUUAAUUAAUGCAUACACAA
Phytomonas sp. EM1 is the source of this 6223-nucleotide messenger RNA. Lineage: Eukaryota; Euglenozoa; Kinetoplastea; Trypanosomatida; Trypanosomatidae. The record is from the annotation of a GenBank genome assembly.